AUGAGCAAUGCUGAGAUAAUUGGUUCUAAAAAUCUUAUAAUUCUGCUAGAAGAUGAAGUCUUUGCUGAUUUUUUCAACACAUUUCUUUCUCUCCCGGUCUUUGGUCAGACACCAUUUUACACUCUUGAAAAUUCACAGUGGAGCUUGUGGCCAGAAAUACCCCAUGACUUGAUUGCAAAGUACAAAGGAUUAUUGACAUGGUUGGAAAAAUACCGGUUACCUUUCUUCUGUAAAACCGACUUGUGUUUCCAUUACAUUCUCUGUCAGGAGUUCCUCACUUUCGUUAAGUCCCCAGAAGGAGGUGAAGAGCUGGUGGAUUUCUGGAUUCUUGCUGAGAAGAUUCUGAGCAUAAAUGAGAUGGACCUGGAAGUGAGAGACCACUACCUGUCCCUCCUCUUCAUGCUGAAGGCCACCCAUCUGCAGGAAAGCUCGCGGGUGGUGACUCUCUGCAACCUGAACAUCGACGCCCUUCUGAACCUUUCCAUCUGGCAUCCCAACCAGUCAACCACCAGGAGGGAGAUCCUGAGCCACAUGCAAAAAGUGGCUCUAUUCAAACUCCAGAGCUAUUGGCUCCCUAACUUUUACACCCACGCUAAGACGAUCAUGGCCAAGGAGGAAUCGUGCCAGGCUCUGAUGCAAGAAUACGAGACUCGCCUGUACAGUAUCUGCUAUACCCACGUAGGAGGGCUCCCUCUGAGUAUGAGCGUCAAGAAGGGCCACCACCCCCAGAAGCGGUACUCGAGCAGGAAGGCCAAGAGGAAGAUGUGGCAGUUGAUCGACCAUGGCUCUUGGUCUCUGGAAGUGGAUACCAAUCCAGAUACCAACACUUUGCUCCCCCAGGAGCUGUUUCCUCAAGGCAAGUUGGUUAUACAAAUGCCUUCCCUGAAAGAGACCUCUUCAAAGGAGAGAAUCAUCGGUUCCCAGGAAAAGGAUAUUCUCUGUGCCAAGAAGUCCAACGUGAAGAACAAAGCCGAGAGCCACCUCCACAUGGAGGGCCUCUUUGAGACAUCAUUCUUUACCCACCUGAGGACUGUCACCCCCAUCAUCAAUUACUCCCCCCACAUGAUAAUCAAGAAGGCCGUGAAGCAAAACCUCUCCUUGGGGUACACCCACUGGGCCUUGUGUGCUGAUGCCUGUGCAGGGAGUCCCUUCCGGGACUACCUGAAGAAACAAAAUUUGAAAGUGGAGGUCCAACUCCUGGACCUCUUGCAGGACCUGCACCAUUUCCUCAGUGUCCUGAUGAGUAACAGGAAGACUGGGAAAGCCAUCUUUCGGCACAUGCUGGGCAACCGGAUCUGUGAGCUCUACCUGAAUGAGCAGAUUGGUCUACGCCUACCACUAAAAUCCCAAACCAUCAAAGGCCUGAAGGAGCUGCUGCCAUCUGGGGAUGUGAACCCCUGGAUUCCCAGAGCCCAGAAGGAGAUCUGCAAGAUGCUUAGCCGCUGGUAUGCUGAAUUCCUGGAUGAAGAGGACUACUGGUUUCUCAUUUUUACAACUCAGAGCAGGCUCACCAGAACCAGGUGGCAUAAAAGAGAAUCUAUAAGCAGAGAAGCGACUAUUCUUCUUUAUAAGAGAUUUGAGGAAUCUCUGGAGUUAAGCCAGGGUUUGGCUAACAUGGAAGAAAUGGAAUCUAUGGAGUGGCAAAAGAUAGCUACUGAGGACUCGAAGCAAGGCGGGUCUCUCCGGCUAGAAAGGACGACUCCAGUGUUUCUGGCAGACAUAGAGAAAAUGUCCUUUGAGGAACUCUGCUGUAAGUAUCCAAAGGUGGCCAUAGAGAAGAUCAGUGAUGACUACAAAAUAUAUUGUGAAAAAUCACCUCAAAUAGAUUUUACAGUAGAAAUUGUCAGAGAACCAAGGAAGAUUUCUCCCUCACAUAGGAGAAUGUCAUUCUUUAAAAGGACUAAUGUAAGGAAGCCUUUGAUAAGACCCAGAAACUUGACAGAAGUUCUCCUAAAUACACAGCACUUAGAGUUCUUCAGGGAGUUCCUCAGAAAACGGAAGGCUGAAAGCCCAUUGCAAUUCCUGGUAGCCAUGAAGAAGAUCAGCGUUGAGACAAAUGAAAAGAUUUACAAGUCUCUCUUUGAAGACAUGAUCAAGACUUUCUUCCACGGCAAAAACUCUCCUGAAGAAAUGCUGCAGUGUGAUGCCCCUAUUAUCAAAGAAGUCUCUCACAUGCAUCAUGUCAGCACAACAACAUUGUUAAUGCUCCAGGGCUGUGUCAUGAAAUCUCUGGAAGAAAAGUGGUUUAAAGAUUACCAAGAUCUCUUUCCACCUCAUCCUCCGGAGAAGGAAACUGAAAUACCACUAGCUUCACCCAGGAAGCCCUCAAAGACAGCAACUUACCUGCAGGAAUCCCAGAAGAGAGGCUGGCUCAAGAUGAUCAGCUUUAUCAAGAGAUUUUGUAAGUACCGCAGAUUUAUGUCUAAUCCCCAAAAGCGCCGGGAGUUUGAAGACUAUCUUCACCUGGAAGUACACAAUAACAAGGAAAAUUUCUCCACAUCACCAAACAUAUCAGGACUCCCAAUCACAAAUCCCAACAUCCAGAGCGCAGAUCACGAGAAUGGAGACAUACUCCUUAUGAAGCGCCGGAUAUUUGGCCACAGGAUUAUUACUGUCAACUUUGCCAUCAAUGAUUUAUAUUUCUUUUCUGAGAUGGAAAAAUUUAAUGGUUUGGUGAGUUCAGCUCAUGUGCUACAAGUCAACCGGGCAUACAACGAGAAUGACGUGAUCUUAAUGAAGUCCAAAAUUAACAUCAUCCUAAAGCUCUACCUGCAUUCAGAGGUCCCUCCAAGGCUGAGGGUAAACAUCUCUGAGUCCCAGAAGGAUGCCAUCCUUGCUACCAUUGCAGAGGGCCACCUAGAUCGGAGCAUCUUCCACGGGGCUAUCAUGGCUCUCUUCCCCGUCAUUAUGUACUUCUGGAAAAGGUUUUGUUCCUGGAAGGCAAUCCGCUCUUACUUCCAGUACAGGGGGCAGAAGUUCAAGGACAAAAUAGUUUCUCCUAAACCUGUGUACAAGUACCCUCCUUGGAGUGGAGGAGACCACGCCAUCUUAAGAUUCACCUUGCUCAGAGGUAUUGAGUGGUUGUGACCUCAACUCCGGGAUGCAGCAGGAAGCCCAGUCCAAAACUCUUCAUCUAGCAUCCUUAUCCAGUCAAGACAUGCUCUCUCCGCCAUGCAGUUGUGUCCAGUCCCAGGGCCAAAAUUACCCAGCACCAAAAAGGAGAAGAAGUAA
Messenger RNA from Eubalaena glacialis (North Atlantic right whale), 3231 nucleotides. RefSeq names its product regulator of G protein signaling like 1 (gene RGSL1). The transcript is spliced from 21 exons. The record is from RefSeq and is a predicted model, not a curated record. NCBI's taxonomy places the organism in Eukaryota, Metazoa, Chordata, Mammalia, Artiodactyla, Balaenidae.